This is a messenger RNA of Protopterus annectens (West African lungfish), 4420 nucleotides long. RefSeq names its product beta-transducin repeat containing E3 ubiquitin protein ligase (gene BTRC). Bases 247 to 2124 code for a protein of 625 amino acids. The transcript has 16 exons. Gene Ontology annotation, molecular function: protein dimerization activity. The record is from RefSeq and is a predicted model, not a curated record. NCBI's taxonomy places the organism in Eukaryota, Metazoa, Chordata, Ceratodontiformes, Protopteridae.
AAAGGCUAUCACCGCAACACCCCAAUACUCUGUGCGGUGAGUAGGAACGCUCCACCGCUUCCGGUUUUAUUUAUGCGUGUGUUAGAAAACAGUAACCUACUGCUGUGGUGACUAUAACAUUUAAUCAGUUACAGUAAUUCUGUGUGUUAGACGGCAUAAUAAAUAAGUGGUUGGGAUCUGUUAGGAAAGGUAUGCCAUUUGGAGGGCGGCGGUACUGAAUGAGUAAGGGGCAUAAAGAGGCCAGCCAUGGACUCGGAAUCGGUAUUGCAGGAGAAAGCUUUGAAAUUCAUGAGGGACACGUUGAAAAUAUCGAUGGACCAAAAUAUUGACUGCUGUACACCGCUGCAAAAAACACCACAACACUGCUCUAUGCCCAAGUCUCUGUGGUUGGGCUGCUCCAGCCUGGCGGACAGCAUGCCUUCGCUGCGAUGCCUGCACACCCCAGGGACUGGCACACUCACAGCUUUCCAGAUUGUGGGAGUGUCAUGUGCUGUUUGUCCUUAUGGGUUUCUCACUAGUGCCCCUUGUGCGACACAGAAGGGACCAACAAAAAAGACUUCUUCUGAGAGGGAUGACUUUUGCAAUGAUGAACCACCAAGGAAGAUUAUACCAGAAAAAAAUGGUUUUAGACAGACUAAACUCAAUGGCACAUCCAACAUGAUUGUUACCAAGCAGCGAAAGCUCUCAGCCAACUAUGAGAAAGAAAAAGAACUUUGUGUAAAAUACUUUGACCAGUGGUCUGAGUCAGAUCAGGUCGAAUUUGUGGAACACCUGAUCUCUCGAAUGUGUCAUUAUCAGCACGGGCACAUAAAUUCGUAUCUAAAACCCAUGUUACAGAGGGAUUUCAUUACUGCCUUACCAGCUCGGGGAUUGGAUCACAUUGCUGAGAGCAUUCUGUCAUACCUUGAUGCCAGAUCUCUGUGUGCUGCUGAACUGGUGUGUAAAGAAUGGUACAGGGUGGCUUCUGAUGGUAUGCUUUGGAAAAAACUAAUUGAAAGGAUGGUCAGAACAGAUUUGCUUUGGAGAGGAUUAGCCGAACGAAGGGGAUGGGGUCAAUAUUUAUUCAAGAACAAACCUGCAGAUGGUACCUGUCCUCCUAACUCUUUUUAUAGAGCACUUUAUCCGAAAAUUAUUCAGGAUAUAGAGACCAUAGAAUCAAACUGGCGUUGUGGAAGACAUAGCUUACAACGAAUCCACUGUCGUAGUGAAACAAGCAAGGGGGUGUAUUGUUUACAGUAUGAUGAUCAGAAAAUUGUUAGUGGACUAAGAGACAACACUAUUAAGAUCUGGGACAAGAACACUUUGGAAUGUAUACGCGUUCUUACUGGACAUACUGGCUCGGUCUUAUGUUUGCAGUACGAUGAGAGAGUGAUCAUUACUGGAUCUUCUGACUCCACAGUCAGAGUUUGGGAUGUCAACACUGGCGAGAUGCUGAACACACUCAUACAUCACUGUGAAGCUGUGCUUCACCUACGUUUUAAUAAUGGUAUGAUGGUGACUUGUUCUAAAGAUCGCUCCAUUGCAGUCUGGGAUAUGGCCUCUCCAACGGACAUCACUCUCCGGAGAGUGCUAGUGGGUCACAGAGCAGCUGUUAAUGUAGUAGACUUUGAUGACAAAUAUAUUGUGUCUGCGUCAGGGGAUAGAACCAUCAAGGUGUGGAAUACCAGCACAUGUGAAUUUGUGCGCACGUUAAAUGGCCAUAAAAGAGGUAUUGCCUGUCUACAGUACAGGGACAGAUUAGUAGUGAGUGGGUCAUCUGAUAAUACUAUCAGGUUGUGGGACAUAGAGUGUGGUGCCUGUCUAAGGGUCCUGGAAGGCCAUGAAGAGCUGGUACGCUGCAUCCGCUUUGACAAUAAAAGAAUAGUCAGUGGUGCAUAUGAUGGUAAAAUUAAAGUCUGGGAUCUUGUUGCUGCUUUGGACCCCCGUGCCCCAGCAGGUACACUCUGUCUGCGGACUCUUGUGGAGCAUUCUGGGAGAGUCUUCAGGCUCCAGUUUGAUGAAUUUCAGAUAGUGAGCAGUUCCCAUGAUGACACAAUACUGAUAUGGGACUUCUUGAAUGAUCCAACCACUCAGGCAGAAUGUAAUCGCUCACCAUCUCGAACGUACACCUAUGUCUCCAGAUAGAAUUAUCAUGCUAGUAUUCUACCUCAUAUUUGCACAGAAUUUAAGAACUUGCGGUAUUUCAAAAUGAUCUCCAAAUGCCAUGAAAUGGUCUAGUUACCCAGAGCUUACUGGAAAGGGAGCAUUCUGAUUCAUUUCAGAAUAGACACUGGAAGAUGAAUCAGCUCUUGGCAGGAACUUCUCAAUUCACUUGACCCCUGAAGUGCUGCUUUUGUUUACAGAUGAUAUUUUUUAUGUUUGAAUAUUUGGAAAUGUGUCGCCUUAUUUUGCUUCGUACCCCAUUCUCAGAUAUUUUGUAGAUAAACGUAUUUAUUGCUUUGCCCAAAUUUGUUUGUGUUUGCCAUAAACAGAUGAAUCAUCGUGUCUGGGUACGAUCAAAAUGAAUGACUUCUGUGAAGAAGAGAAGAAAAUGUUGUAAUCCAACCCCCCGAAGGGAGCUUCUUUCUUUUCCAUUUUCUAGCUGCCUGGAGCAGUUUGAAUAUAUCUGAAAGCACACCUUCUGACUUUUCUUUUAGAACAUAACUUGCAGCACAGCAGUGGGACAAAUGGGCUAAGCCAAAAAAGGUGGUGUGACAGAUCUUGAAGGACUUUUGUUGUGUUACAAGUCACUACAGGUUGGUAUUCACAUAUGGAAGCAAGUAAAAACAAGCAUACAGAAUGAGCAGUUUGCAGACUGUUUGUGCUGUGAGAUUCUGCUUUUUGCCAUCUAUGAGAUUCUGCUUUUUGCCAUCUUCAGAAAUGUUACAUCUUAUCCAAACUCACUUAGGAAGAAAGUGCUUUUAAGCAUGCUCUUUUUAUGUUGUCAUAACAUCUGUUUUGAGCUCAUAGUAUUUGUUUUCAUGUUUCUCUGUGAGUACAGAGUAAGUUUUUUUAUCUGCAUUUUUUGAAAAUUUUAAGUACUUGGAAAACUGCAUAUUGUUACAAACUGUCAUGUUCCGAACUCUACAGCAGCGUUGGUGUGGCUCCCUCUCUUCGUGUUUGUGCAAGCAGUAUUUAAAUCGAGAGCCCAAAGCCUAUGCAGCAGUUUGGGUACAUGGCAGCUGAGUGUUGUCACCAUAACAGGCAGAACCCUCAACAAAGUCUUCAGACAUACUGUAGAUUAUGUACUGUAAAUGGGCAAAAUCUACUUGGCUACUUAAGUAUAUACAGGGCUGAAUAACAGUGAUGUAUUGUUAAAAGCUGCUUAUAUUCUGGUAAUCAUAAACAUCUCACAUUAGUGUAGGGCCUUUUUGUUUCACAGGAGGGAGGGUAUUUAUGUUUGUUUCCUGACGGGCACUGGAAGGCAUUUAAGGAAAUCCUGAUUGUAUGUGGGAUUGUCAGAAGAAGAACAAGCACACAUCUUAUUGUGCUAAACAUGCAAUAUUACACUUUAUCAGUCCACAACUUGACACUAUAUAGAGGUUCUCUAAAGUUCUUUGCCCUAGCAGAAAUGCAUUAUAUUUAAUCUGAUUAGUUGUGGGCUAUUUCACUGAAAUUUAGAGGAAAUAUAUAUGGGCAGUCUGAAGUAUAUUUAACUUGUGUUACUUGGUAUGGAAUAUAAAAAGAGUAGGGAAUAUUUAUUGUAGGAAUGUUCAGUAAAUCAGAUAUAUUUGUACUGUAAUAAAACCUAUUAACUAUAUCACAUUAUAUACUAUGUAAUUCACACUUUGUGAAACUGUCUGUAUUUAUCACACCCCUGGCCAUAAACUUGUGUAUUUAUUUAGGCAUUUGUGUCUGUGCUAGUAUAUGUGUGUCUCUUGUGUUUUUACCCCAAAUAAUAUGUGUAUUUGAAUAUAUGUAUGAUAGGAAUUCAGAGUCAUUUGAAUAUAUAAAUGCUGUUAUUUUUACUAAACACAAUUAUUUCUCUGAUUACACUUAAAUAUUAUUUCUUUGAUUAUACUUAAAUGUUGUUUCUUCAGUGUCAUUGUUUUGCAGGAUUACUUCAGCCAUUGUUUUUCCCAUGAGCUGGUUCCCUGCACAUUGCUGAUGAUACUUUAGUGGUAAAAGAUACAGCAUUUCACUGUAAUUAAUAAAAUAGAAAAUACACUAAAAUAAUAAUUUGCAUAAUACAAUGUAAUUUAAUACACACUGGUAAGAAAUAAUGGCAAAUCUCCCAAGAUAGUUAUUUGAGGCCACUUCAGGGAUGCUUAUUUGGUUUGAAAUGAUAGUGUUACUGGUAUUGUAUACUCAUGGCUGUGCUGUGCCUUCAAGCAUUUACAAGGACAUUUAGUAUCUGCUAAGAUUCAUUUUCAGGUUAUCUUACAUGAAGUUUCCUGUCCAGCAGGUGUAAAAAAUAAAUGUCAUUUUUUUUUUCCAUUUU